This is a messenger RNA of Recurvomyces mirabilis, 861 nucleotides long. RefSeq lists its product as uncharacterized. The transcript is spliced from 2 exons. Lineage: Eukaryota; Fungi; Ascomycota; Dothideomycetes; Mycosphaerellales; Teratosphaeriaceae. Gene Ontology annotation, molecular function: methyltransferase activity. The coding region runs from base 1 to 861 and encodes 286 amino acids. The record is from RefSeq and is a predicted model, not a curated record.
AUGGCAUCGAACGACUAUGAAGCGAUCAACAAAGCUAAUUGGGACGAACGAGCGCCUGAGCAUGCCAAAGCGCCAAGCUACUCAGUGGACCGUUUUAUCAAAGAUCCGAAGUAUCUUUCUGAUGUCGUGAAGUUCGACAUACCACUGCUACCAGAUAUCAACGGUCUUGACAUCGUGCACCUGCAAUGCCACAUUGGAACAGACACGAUAUCGCUGGCAAGACGUGGAGCCAGAUCUGUUGUCGGGCUCGACUUCAGCUCAGCUAGUCUGGAGGUCGCACGUUCUCUAGCCGCAUCUGCUGCUGGAGGGGAUCGAGUGAAGUAUGUGGAAGGAAGUGUAUACGAUGCUGUCGAGGCUUGCGGAGCGGGAGCUUUCGAUAUGGUAUUUACUGGCAUCGGGGCACUCUGCUGGAUACCCUCUAUAAAGCGCUGGGCGGAAGUGGUCUCCAAAUUACUGAAGCCGGGGGGUCGUCUCUUCAUCCGCGAAGGUCAUCCGAUGCUCUGGGCCAUCGAUGAGAAGGUCGAGGACCAUAUCUCGGUGCGAUAUCCAUACUUCGAGACCCAGACCGGCGAGGUCUUCGAUGAGGAUACCACGUAUGUGAAGCUAGCAGAUGACUCGAAGGUCAAGGAGAGUGGUUUCAAAAGUACCAAGACUGUAAAUUGGAACCAUGGGCUGGGUGAGACCGUGACGGCGCUGAUGAGUGCUGGUCUUCGAUUGGAGACGUUUGUCGAGCACAAGAGUGUGCCGUGGGAGGCUUUGCCUGGUAAGAUGCGGGAGCGUGAUGAUGGAGAGUUUGAGCUUUGGGAAGGACAGAUGAAUUGUCCGUUGACGUAUACUCUGGUUGCGGUCAAGAGUUGUUGA